GCGGGGAGGGAGCCGGGUCCGUGGAGCGCCGCGUCCAUGCCGCCCGCCGCGUCCACGCCGCCCGCGCCCCGCCCCGGGGCCCCGCGGCCCGCCGCCCUGCUGCUGGCGCUGGCGCUGAGUCUGGCGGGGCCCGGGCUGCAGGCGGCGGGGCCGGGGCCAGGGUCGCCGGGGGUCCCCGGGGUCGCCGGGGUCCCCCCGCCCGGGCUGCUGCGGCAGGCGGCGCGCGCGGCCCUGCACUUCCUCAACUUCCGCGCGGGCUCGCCCAGCGGGCUGCGGGUGCUGGCGGCCGUGCUGCGGGGCCGCGCCGCGACCAUGAGAAACCCACCAGCACUUUGCUUUUCGGUGCCUUUAGUCAUCUCCUUGGGAGGAAGCUCAGUAGUUGGCAUCUUUCACCAAAUAAGCUCCCAGAACCACGUUGACGCGCGGAGGACCUGCCGGGUGGACCUGGAGUUCACGGCCGAGCGCUACGGCCCCGAGGCCGACGGACGUCUGGGGAGAUGCUCGGCUCGAGUGGUUUUCAGGCGUCAGCAGCCCAGGCCGGCCGUUAACGUGACUUGCGCUCGGUUCAUGGAGACGAGCCGGAGGCGGCGGGAGGAUCUCCUGCUGUACAAGCGCGCCAAGCGGCUCCGAGCCCCGCCGGGGGCGACCAGCAUGCCCGACAGUCACGGAUGGAUCGAUCCCUCCCUGAGACCUAUGUGGGAUUUGGCUUUUCUCGGCAGCUCUUACGUGAUGUGGGAGAGGACGACACAGACGUUACACUACUACAUGGCGCAGCUCAGCAGUGUGAACCAAUGGAAAACGAAUGAGGACGCAAUUGAUUUUGAUUACACGGUUCUGCUCCACGAAUUCUCGACGCAGGAAAUCAUCCCCUGCCGCAUUCACUUGGUCUGGUACCCAGGUAAGCCGCUGAAAGUGAAGUACCACUGCCAGGAGCUGCACACAGCACAGGAGGGCUCUGGCACCGAAGGAGGCUGAGCUGUGGCGCCAACACAGCCUAGUAGCUUCUAGAGAAGAAAAGAAGAAGAUCUGCUCACUCCAAACUCUAAACAAAGUGACUGUACUAAAUCAUCACUAAUCACUCUGGUAAAACAGGGAAGGUGGAAGGUAUUCUGGUCUUUGGCAGGGCCUGCAGUCACGAUCCUCAGCAAUUACAAGACGUUGGGGUUUUUGUUUUUCUGUUGGUUUCGUUCAUUUAAUCAAUUCUGGGAACGCAGGCGUACCGAACCCUGCUCCGUGCUAAGAGUUUGCUCCACGGGCUUCUCGGGGUUUCGGCCCUAAAUGCUGUGCUUGGAUCAAUACACACUGAGGAAAACAAAAGAUUGGUGGUCUCACCUCUGUAUCUCCCAUUACCUUGAACGUAGCGCAGCCGACUACUUUCUGUUGCUAGAUUCCUGCUUCCUAGGAUGUAAAGAGGCUAAUAUAUCUCAAUAAAGCAAAUUGUAGAGAAAAUA
This is a messenger RNA of Nyctereutes procyonoides (raccoon dog), 1451 nucleotides long. RefSeq names its product retinoic acid receptor responder 1 (gene RARRES1). The transcript has 7 exons. The record is from RefSeq and is a predicted model, not a curated record. Lineage: Eukaryota; Metazoa; Chordata; Mammalia; Carnivora; Canidae. The coding region runs from base 37 to 975 and encodes 312 amino acids. Gene Ontology annotation, molecular function: metalloendopeptidase inhibitor activity.